Messenger RNA from Aphis gossypii (cotton aphid), 1229 nucleotides. RefSeq names its product RING finger protein 212B-like. Lineage: Eukaryota; Metazoa; Arthropoda; Insecta; Hemiptera; Aphididae. Gene Ontology annotation, cellular component: synaptonemal complex. Gene Ontology annotation, biological process: protein sumoylation; reciprocal meiotic recombination; homologous chromosome pairing at meiosis. Gene Ontology annotation, molecular function: SUMO transferase activity. The transcript has 8 exons. Bases 295 to 1047 code for a protein of 250 amino acids. The record is from RefSeq and is a predicted model, not a curated record.
CAAUAAUUUCAAUGUCCCACUCAAUUUAUCAAAUAAUGGAUUAUGAUUGCAAAAAACUACUUGUUGUACUGCAAUGUUGCCUACACUGUAAACUAAAGGCGCCAAAAUCCUUUGAUUGACUGUCUGACCAUGCUCCGAAGAUACUUAUACAACUAACCUGUAUUGUUGUGGUUUUAAAUUUUUUGAAUGUUUUCGUUUCGAUCCAUUAAAUUUACAAUUUUAUAAGGUAUCUAAUUAUCAGUGGUUCAGUUUCAUUUCCGAACUUAAUACUUUGUAAUUUGGUCGUGAAUAAAUAUGGAUUGGAUUCAUUGCAAUUCGUGUUUCGUUCAACCAGGCAGAGAAAAUGGAAACGCGACCAAAAUACAAUUUCAUUUGACCAGCUGUGGUCAUAUAUUUUGUGAAAACUGCAGUUGUUUUGCGGACGAAACAUUGGAUUGCUGCAAAUACUGUAGGAAUAAAUGUUCAUCCACUUUGAUUGGAGAAAAGUCAUUUCAAACGAACCCACAAGUUUUAGAAUAUUUUCAAGAACCAGAAGAAGUCUACGAAAAAUUGCUCAAAGUGAUGAAAUUCCAAAAAGCGCAUCGUAUUAAAUUGAUUGGUCAUCAUCAAUUUAUUAUAUCGAAGUAUAACAGAGCAAAAUUAUAUAUUAAAAAACUUGAAGGUGAACUAAAAAUUGCUAAAAACGCAUUGCGGAAUACACCACAAAGUGCACACAACGUUACAGAAACCCGAUCCAUUUCAACCCCAAUUUUUCAACUAAAUUCAACUCCAUUUAAUAUGAUUAACGCAGAAGCAAAACUGCAAAAUACUUCUGCAAAAAUUAAAACAAUAAUACCUGAUAUGAGACAUAGGAAACAGUCAUUUCGAAGUGAAUUAUCAAUGUUAUCUACGGGAAGUACUGCAUCUGGAGUUUCUACACCAGGUUCUUCAGUUUACGCAAGUCCUUUGCAAGAAAUUUGUAAUGAAAAGUACAUGCCUGCAAUGGAUAACUUACAAUUAAAGUCAUUUGGACAUAAGUAUCAAAAAAAGAAUCAAAAAGACCUAUAAAAUAAAAAUAAAUUGGUUCAAAUUAAUAUAUAUUACAAUUUUAUACGUGUGUAGUAGAUGUAUUUUUUUUUUUUUUUUGUAACCAUAAAUCAUAAUAAUAUGUAUAAGUUAUAAGUUUACAAUAGGUUUUUUCUAAUCAAAUUUAGUUGGAUAAAGGCAUUUUGAUGUUAUAAAACACUUAG